GGUUAGUUACCGGCACGGGUUCGAACCCCACACACGCUCGCAUUCUCAACUUACACUUUUUACAAUACUUGCGGGCGCGCAGGACAGUGCACUGUGCAGUGUGACUUUAUCGAUAAAGUUUUCAAUGUUUUUGUUAAGAAACCUCUUUUGAGAUUCAAGUUUAAAAAAAGUUUUAAAAGGAUUCCAAAUUUAAAUUUAUUGGUGUUGUUCUAGAAUUAUGACUUUUUAAAUAUUAGAAUUGUUGUUUGUGAAGAACGAUUUUUACAUGCAAGUGACGUUUUUAGUGUUGCCAUUGGAUUGUAAACAACUUUUAGCGAGAUGUGGCGAUUGCUGAUGCUGUCUAUAUUAUUGCAAUUUGUCCAAUCCGUUCGGAUAAUCAACAUGCGGGUACCAGAAGUGAUACAGUACGGUACUAAAGACUCGGUCACUUUAGACUGUGACUACGUGACGGACAAUGUGACAGGUCUGGUGGUCAAAUGGUUUUUCAUGGACAAAUCUCAGCCCGUGUACCAGUGGAUACCGCCACAGAAACCCCAAGCCUUGGGUCGGUUAAAAAAUAAGCUUGAUCUCAACUACAAAGUGUCACAUAAUCCGUACACCCAGCAUCGGGCGCUGCACAUAAUGUCAUUGAGUCCAGAUCUCACUGGGAACUACACGUGCGUGGUUUCUACCUUUUUGGCGGAAGACCAGAGGACAAGGCCAAUGGCUAUAUUUGACCCAGAGAAGAAAUUCGACAUGAUAUUGGAUAGACUGGGCGAUGGAUACCUGAAUAUCAUUUGCUCAGUUGAAGGUGUAUAUCCGAAGCCUGAAUUGGUCAUAUUAGCUGGAAAUAGGCCUUUAAAUGCGAAGUCUUCGUUGAAGAUCAUUAACGACCGCUACGUGGCGUUGACCAGCGCAGUGGUGAAGAUGGAUGCCCUUCCCCCGACGGUGGAGAUCCUGUGCGACAUGCAGGUGCCACAGGCCAACUACUACAGCAGAAAACGGGAUAUAUUUUACAGGGAUCCUCCUGCAACUACACCCGAGUCACCAAAUUCAGCGCAUGUCCAGGAGCCAGAUAGUGGUACUUCGAUAAGAAGUUCUAAAGUUAUUAUUUCUAUAGCUUUAAUACUAAUAAUGUUAAAUGUACCAAUGACGUAACAUUUAGAAUACAUUUAGCUUUUAAUUAGUUUUUUAACGAAAUUGUAAAUAUUAGAAUGAAAAUUAUACAAAAUUUUAUGCUUAUCAAUAAGUAAAAAAAUAGGUAUUGUUAUUGUGGUUUAUGAGUAAUAUUUAUAAACUACAAGCAGACAGGUAUCUCAUUAGGUACUUAUGUAUUUUUGUAUGAUGUUAAAUAACAAUGAAUAUAUUUUGUAAAAUAACUCACGUAAAAGAAGAGUCAAUAUUUAUUGUUUAUGAACCAAAGACUUCUUUUUUUUAAAUAACCAAUGUUCCGUCGCCAAAAAACCUUAUUUAUUAAAAAAAAAUUGUUGCUUUAUGAUUUAAUAAAAAAGGACCACACUUUUUUGCUUUAUGAUUGAAUUAUUCGCCUUCAGUUUGUUUUAUAUAGUUCAAAGAGUUCUCCCCUUCUAGUCGGUUAAUGAGAAAUAAACAAACUUAAAAUGAAGAAUCAUUUUGUUUUAUUUAUUAAUGCUUCUUCCAUUAUUAAAUUUAUAUUUAUGAAAACAGUUGGAGCUGUGAAAGUUAAUGUUGAAGGAAUAAAUUAAG
This is a messenger RNA of Chilo suppressalis (striped riceborer), 1704 nucleotides long. NCBI's taxonomy places the organism in Eukaryota, Metazoa, Arthropoda, Insecta, Lepidoptera, Crambidae. The record is from the annotation of a GenBank genome assembly.